UUGACUUGGAAGGAUCCUCUGAGUUGCGAACUGCAGGAUAUACGAAGCUUCUGAAUUAAUAUUUAGAUACAGACGGGGAUUUCGAUGUUCCGUCAACUGAUGAAGGGAGAACAGCUGGGGAAUCCCAACGCUCAAUGUGUGAAAUGUUACUCGGACAAUCGAGUUAAGAGAGUCACGCGAGUAAGGAUGAGAUUCGCUGUGAAGAAGGGGCGCGAGGCCACUCGAUUCCGGGAUAUCGAAUGGUGUAGUUUGAUAAGGGAAGGGUUCAACGGAACGCGGUUUAUGUUUGUACCGAUGUUUCUGUGUUCGCCGACGCUUCAUGAUACAGCAAAUAAUCAAGGCAAGGAAGAAGAGGCCAGCAGCCCCUCCGAGUAUGCCGCACACGAGGGCAACCCCCGUCGCGUGUGGAAGCGACAGAUCCGAUUUUUCAGUUUCCCGGGGGCUAACGCGCACGGUUGGCAUUGAUAAUCUAUGGAAUGCAACUGUAGCUUGAAAGCAAAGAAAGGGGCAUUCAUCACUGGACUAUGCGUUUUGUAUACGGCAC
This is a messenger RNA of Guyanagaster necrorhizus, 544 nucleotides long. RefSeq lists its product as uncharacterized. The coding region runs from base 85 to 465 and encodes 126 amino acids. The transcript has 2 exons. Lineage: Eukaryota; Fungi; Basidiomycota; Agaricomycetes; Agaricales; Physalacriaceae. The record is from RefSeq and is a predicted model, not a curated record.